AUGCAAGAACGAGUGCCAGUUCUCGCGAACCAAAAGAUGUCGCUUUUGCACACGCAAAAAGAUGGAAGAGACGAAUUGCACUUCUCGCUCCCAAGCAUUUUGCCACGAUUGCCGCAGGAAAAUUCCUCGGUGGAGACGGAGAGCCCGAUGGAAAGCACGGCGGAGGAGCACGGAAGCGACGAGGCCCUCUCGAACGACCGCAAGCCCACCGAAGUGACCUGCAAGCCCACCGACGUGACCCUGUCGUGGGAGAACGUGAACGUGUACGCGCCGGAGACCCGGAACGGCUUCGAGCAUGGAUUUCGCCGGCACAUCCUCAAGGACGGUUGUCGAUCUCCGUCUCGAGAAGCAUCAGGUCGCGAGUCGGCGCGAAGUUUCAUCUCGAUUUUUUGUGUCUUUCAAGUGUCGGGGACCGUUCGACCGGGGGAACUCCUGGCGAUCAUGGGCUCCAGUGGAGCGGGGAAGACGACGCUGUUGGACGUCCUCACCUUCCGGACGUCGUCGCGGCUGACGACGACCGGCGUCGUCCGAUUGAACGGCGUCUCCGUGGGCGGCGACACCUUGGCGGCCCUCUCGGCCUACGUCACCCAGGACGACGUCUUCUUCUCCACCCUCACCGUGAGGGAACACCUCCAAUUCCAGGCGAGACCACCUCCCUUCCGAGUCGCGACUCCCCGGGACGUCGGAUUGAUUUUCGCGCAUUCGCAUCAGGCCAUGGUACGGAUGGGACGGGAACUGGGCACCGAGGAGAAGAUGCACCGAGUCGAGGAGGUCAUCGCAGAGCUCGGCCUGGUGAAGUGCGCCGAUUCCUUGAUCGGAACCCCGGGGAAUGGCAUUUCCGGCGGAGAGAGACGCAGACUCGCAUUCGCCUCCGAAAUCGUGACGAACCCGGCGGUGCUAUUCUGCGACGAGCCGACGUCGGGCCUAGACUCACACGCGGCAAGCACCGUGAUGGGAGUCCUGAGGGCGCUGGCCGGCGGGGGCAAGACGGUGGUGGCCACCGUGCACCAGCCGUCGUCGCAAGUCUUCGCCUUGUUUCAUCGGCUCCUUCUGCUCGCCGACGGCAGGGUUGCCUUCCUCGGCGACACCGACUCCGCGACCCAAUUCUUCCACGACAAGGGUUUCGUAUGCCCCGAGAACUACAAUCCAGCAGAUUUCUACAUCUCGGUGUUAUCCGUCGUCCCCGGAGAAGAAGACGACGGGAGGGCUAGGGUUCGUCAUCUGUGCGAUUCCUUCGAAAAGGUCCAAAGAGUCCUGGGCCAGAGAGAGCCUCCGUUUGUCAGCCCGUUGGAGAAGAAGAUGAUCGCCAACGCCCUGGCCGGUGCGUCGCCGUACCGAGUGGGUGUCACCACUCAGUUCCGGGCUCUCCUGUGGAGAUCCACCCUGGCCGUGGUGAGGGAACCGCUCAUCGUCAAGGUCCGACUUCUCGAGACCCUGGUAAGUUCACGCGUGAGCCCGACUCGCAACUCACGUCUCGCCCGUCCCGGUCACCCGCGUCGACACUUGCAGCUGGUGGCGUUGAUCCAGGGACUGAUGUUCAUGGGGCAGAGGCUGGACGCGGAAGGGGUGCUCAACAUCAGCGGGGCCUUGUUCCUCCUCGUCGCCAAUAUGACUUUCCAGAAUGCAUUCGCUGUCGUCAGCGUGUUUUGCGCGGAGUAUCCGAUCUUCGAACGAGAGCAACAAGCGGGGCUUUACCGCGUACCGGUCUACUUCGUGAGUCGGUCCCUGGCGGAACUCCCCCUCUUCGUCCUCCUUCCGAUCGUCUUCACUCUUCCCACGUAUUUCCUCAUCGGACUCCAGAGAUCCGCCUCGAAGUUCUUCGUCGCCCUCGCCGUCAACAUCCUCGUCUCCAAUGCUGCCUGCUCCUUCGGGUACAUGAUAUCGUGCGUGAGUAGCAACAUGCACAUGGGUCUUGCCGUGGGUCCAGCCGUCAUCGUGCCUUUCAUGCUCCUCGGCGGAUACUAUCUCAACGACGGAUCCGUGCCGCAGGGCUUGAUCUGGCUCAAGUAUCUCUCGUGGUUCCUCUACGGCAACGAGGCCUUGGCCAUAAAUCAAUGGGAGGACGUGGAUUUCGUGGACUGCCACGGUUUCAAUGCCACCUGUCCCGGUGAUGGCCCCGCUGUUCUUCGCAUGUUUAACUUCGACAAGGUCAUUUACCUUCGUUAA
Darwinula stevensoni is the source of this 2166-nucleotide messenger RNA. NCBI's taxonomy places the organism in Eukaryota, Metazoa, Arthropoda, Ostracoda, Podocopida, Darwinulidae. The record is from the annotation of a GenBank genome assembly.